This is a messenger RNA of Zeugodacus cucurbitae (melon fly), 1728 nucleotides long. It is a transcript of the gene Tsp68C, whose product is annotated as tetraspanin-11. The coding region runs from base 885 to 1709 and encodes 274 amino acids. The record is from RefSeq and is a predicted model, not a curated record. Lineage: Eukaryota; Metazoa; Arthropoda; Insecta; Diptera; Tephritidae. The transcript has 2 exons. Gene Ontology annotation, cellular component: membrane.
AUUUAAUUAUAAAUUGAAAUACACUAGGUAAGAUAAGUAUAAUAAGACUUACAGUGUCUUUAAAACUACAUAGCAAAUUUCGCAAAGAACCUACUGUUUCAAAUCAUAAGAAACUGAUAUUAAUUUUCGCUUUGAACGAAAAGUUUAUAGUAGAAAGUAUGAGUACAUAAAUACUCUGAACAUCGAAAGUUUUUCGAUUAGUGAAACAAUAAAUUGAAACGGACUGGUAUUACAUAUAACACCUACACAUAUCAUAAAAAUAUUUUUUUUUGGCGACUACAUACUCAUAUUACAGAAUAUACAUACUGUUCAAACAAUUGUAAGUCAUUUUCUUUGUACAUUCAACAGGUAACAUCAAUGUGUUUUAGCGCUUUCCAUUAUCGCUUUUUCAUUCCUAUACGGUUUGCCGAACAGCUAUCGCAUAAAUUAAACGAAAGAGCAAGAGAGUGGAACAAUUACAUUGGAAAUAUUUUAAAUUCAAUUGUUAGCUUGUUUACAUAUAAUAGCAACUACAACAUUGAUAUAGAGCAGCAAUACAUUUCCAUUUUAACCAUACAACAAAUAUUUGAGGGAGCUCUUUGCCAUCAUUCAGAUCAAACUAUACAAUCAGUCCUAUUUAGUAGUCGUUGAGCAUUAGAUCAAAUUAUUUAGUCGUGUUUCGAUUUAAUAUGAAUUCAUAUAAUGAUUUGAAGGUAACGGACGAAUAAAUUAAAAUACUAAUGGAUAUAUUUUUUCUGGAUCCAAUAUUGUCACCAUUACCAUCAGUUCAUUACCAUAUGAAAAGCAGUUAUUCUACAAUAUACAUACUAAAUGUUGGCAUUAAAUUAUUUCGUACACACUGAACAUAAUUAUAUUACAAAAAUUAACAAAGUAAAAGUCGGACAAUGGCGCGCCCAUUCAAUCAUAAAUUAUUGCGCAAUUGUUGUAACCUCAUAUUUUUGUUCUGCGGAGUGAUGCUUGUCGUUUUUGGUUUCUACCUCAUUAAUGAUUCGAAACGAAUCCUUCUCUCACGUCUUCUGGUGACAACGAGCGAGCAACUUAACAGCCUACCACAACCUUUGUUCUACUACAUUUCUAUUGCUAUUCCUGUAGCAGGAUGUGUGGCUGUCUUUAUCGCCUUGCUUGGAUAUUGGGCGUCCUACCAGCAAACCUACUGCUGCCUUAGUUUAUACUUUUCAUCAGUGAUCGUAUUGCUUCUAGCUGAGUCGUUAGUCUGUUUAGCCAUUACAUUGUGGCCACAUUGUUUGGGCAUCAGUUUGGACGAAUCGAAAAUGGUUAAAGCUCUACAGGGAAAUUAUGGUGUGCCCGGAAAGGAACAAUUCACUAAUGCAAUGGAUUUGGCCCAGACUCGUUUCGGCUGCUGUGGUAUGAAUAGUAAUAUUAACUAUAACACAUCCAGCUGGAAGCUGCAGGGUUACGGUCAGCGAGAAUGGGUAGUACCUCUCACUUGCUGCAUUUUACACAAUGUCACUGAUAAGAUGUCUUAUUUGGAUCCGAAGCCUGUGAAUAUAACUCAGUGUCAAAUGUUACAGAAGAUGGACUAUGUUCAAAAUCGUCACGAAGUACCUUGUCUUAAGUACUUGGAGAAUUGGUAUUAUGAGCAGUAUACAUUGUUCUUAGGCGCCAGUAUUAUCAUUGCCAUUGUAGAAUUUUGUGUAUUACUCUCCGUAAUUGUAAAUUGUACAAAACAAAAACACCAAAUACUUUAGAUAACAUUUAUGAAAAAUA